This is a messenger RNA of Esox lucius (northern pike), 6529 nucleotides long. RefSeq names its product euchromatic histone-lysine N-methyltransferase 1b (gene ehmt1b). Gene Ontology annotation, cellular component: nucleus. The record is from RefSeq and is a predicted model, not a curated record. The coding region runs from base 10 to 3948 and encodes 1312 amino acids. The transcript is spliced from 27 exons. Gene Ontology annotation, molecular function: p53 binding; protein-lysine N-methyltransferase activity; zinc ion binding. Lineage: Eukaryota; Metazoa; Chordata; Actinopteri; Esociformes; Esocidae.
AAUGUGUGCAUGCGGGGAGAAGGAAAAGAGGAACAAUCUGUUCGAGACUCCCGCUCUCUCUCUCUCACACGCACACUCUCUCCCUCUCAACCACUCUCCUCAAUGGAGCCCAUCAGGAGAAUGCAGCCUACAGGUCUGGCCAAAGGCCGAGUGGUUAAAGGGGAGUCCAUGGACGAGGGAUUGGAGCCACCUGGGGACCGAGAAGAGAGCGAUACGUCAAGAGACAAUGAGUUAGCUGCCAGGUUGGUAUCCUCCCCCCGAGUAGAGGAGGAGCUGAGCAGGAUCACUGAGAGCACUGAGGUGGGGAACGGACACCGGAGCCCCGCCGCCCUUGUUUCCCAGGACAACGACUCACAGGUGGUCACACAGAAUGGGAUGUUGGAGAUGGACCCGCCUCACGGUUCCACCACCGGAAGUAAUGGAUAUAUCCUCAGCAAGCAGCAGCAGGAGGGAGGGGCUUCGACGGGGCCCGGCUUGGCAGCUGCCCCACACAGGACUAACUGGUCCCCCUCGGGCACCACCGUUGUGGGACACACCGCCAAAAUGUUCCCAUCAUCGACAGCUGGUCACGCGCACAGUCUGGAAUCACUAAGGACUGACAUCCAGUGUGCCGAGUCGCUGUCAGGACAAGGGGGCUCAGACCCAGAGAUAAAAAACGGCACAUCGCCAAGCCACUCCCCCAGCCCCUCCCCGCGGUCUAACGCCAUACACAGAGCCCGCAAAACCAUGUCCAGGCCAGCGUCCAUCCAGACGCUAAAGCUUCUAAACAGGGAAUUAAAGGAACCAAACUGUUCAGAAGAGGAGAGUCAAAAUGGACCAGAGGAGAAGGUGAAGACCCAGAUGUCCCCUUCACAGAACCAGUUACUUCAGAGCCAAAACGAUGUGCCGCCUGCCGCCACAGCUAAAUCCCAGACAGCAGUGUCAGCUUCAAGGAAGAAGAAAAGGAAGAUGGGAACAUACAGCUUGGUACCCAAGAAAAAAAACAAAGUGCUGAGGCAGCGGACGGUGCUGGAAAUGUUUAGUCAACUUCAGCCAUCAACUCAAAGCGCAAAGCCUAAGGAGGUAGCACACGUGAACGGGGAAAGGGUGGAGAACAAGUCAGAGGAGGAAGAGUGGGAGGAUGGAGAGGAGUGGGAGGAAGAUGAGGAGCAUGGCGAAGAGGAAGGCGUUCCUGCAGGUCAGGAGAAGUGUCAAACAUCUGGCCCAGCCCUUCAGGGGGAUCCUGGAGAGGAGGUUGACUCUGAGGAAUCAGCUGAAGAUGAAGGGGAAGAAGAAGGGAAUGAGUCAGACAUGAGCUCAGAAUCCAGCAUGAAGAAGAGGUUGAAAAAGAAAGCAAAGGGAGACGAUGCCUGGCUCCGGCCAUCCAGGAAACGGAAAAGGAAGCUCAAGCCCAAGACUGAGGGACUCCCUGGGACAGGCAUCGGGCCCCAGGCAAGCCUUGCUAAGGAGUACACAGAGGUUCCCCUAGACUCACUCAACCUCAAAGCGCAGGAGGAGCUGCUUUCGUCACAGCACACUGGAAUAUCUGGGACUGUGGGGGUUGUGGAGGCGGACAUGGUUCAGGAGCUUCCCCUCUGCAGCUGUCGCAUUGAGACUCCCAAGAGCCGGGAGAUUCUCACCCUGGCUGACCGGAAGUGCAUGGCCACAGAGAGCGUCGACCGACAGCUGACUCAGUGUCAGAGUGCGGUUCUGAAGCAUGAGAUGAUGCGACCCUCGAACUCGGUGCAACUGCUGGUGCUGUGUGAGGACCACCGGGCCGGCAUGGUUAAGCACCAGUGCUGCCCCGGCUGUGGCUUCUUUUGCAGGGCCGGCACCUUUAUGGAGUGCCAGCCAGACGUCAACAUCUCCCAUCGUUUCCACCGAGCCUGUGCCUCUGUGCUGAAAGGCCAGACCUUCUGUCCACACUGUGGAGAAGAAGCCAGCAAGGCCAAAGAGGUCACCAUCGCCAAAGCCGACACCACUUCCACAGUGCCGGCCACAAACACUGCACACAGCCCUGCCACGCCUAUGGUCACAGAAGGCCGGGCUGACACCACCACUGGAGGUCUGUCCCAUUCUGUGGAAGGUGAUUUAAGUGGCCGAGCAGACAGCUCUCACUCCGUCCAUCCUGGGCAAACGCUGGACACCACCUUCCCAGGGGGCUCCAGAACUGGAGUACUACAUCCGGCUGUGGGCAUUGGGAUGGGAACCGGAGUGGGCGCCGCCCCUAAAGAGACAUUAGAGAGCAUCCUCCUGGCACUGGACACUGAGAAGCCCAAGAAGCUACGGUUUCACCCCAAGCAGCUGUUCCUCUCUGCCAAACAGGGGGAGCUACAGAAGGUCCUGCUCAUGCUAGUGGACGGGAUUGACCCUAACUUCAAGAUGGAGAGCCAGAGCAGACGAACCCCCCUCCAUGUGGCAGCUGAGGCAGGCCACCAAGAGAUCUGUCACCUGCUGGUCCAGUCGGGGGCUAACCUGGACAUCUGUGAUGAGGAUCAGCGUACUCCGCUGAUGGAGGCCUGUGAGAACAACCACCUCGAUACAGUCCGCUACCUACUUAGUGCAGGAGCCAUCGCCAGUCACAAGGAUGUGGAGGGGUUCACUUGUCUCCACCUAGCUGCAAAGAUUGGCCAUUACAACAUUGUGGAGCAUCUCCUCUCUACAGGACACAUAGACAUCAAUUGUCAGGAUGACGGCGGUUGGACAGCCAUGAUCUGGGCAACUGAGUACAAACACCUGAACCAAGUGAAGCUGCUGCUCAGUAAAGGUGCUGAUAUCAACAUCAGGGAUAAGGAGGAGAACAUCUGUCUCCACUGGGCAGCGUUCUCUGGCAGUGUGGAGAUUGCAGAGCUUCUCCUAGAGGCCAAGUGUGACCUACACGCUGUUAACAUCCAUGGAGACUCACCUCUGCACAUUGCUGCACGGGAGAACAGGCUUGAAUGUGUCACGCUCUUCUUGUCUAGUGGGGCAGAUGUCACCCUGAAGAACCGUGAGGGGGAGAUGCCGCCGGACUGCUGCAGCCACAGCUCCAGGGUGUGGCUCACUCUUCAGACUAACAGGAGGAUUAAGGAGGCCAAGAGCAAUACACAGGGGGAGAAGGUCCUCAACAGAGACAUUGCCCGAGGUUAUGAGAGAGUUCCUGUCCCCUGUGUCAACUCUGUGGACUGUGAGCCCUGUCCGGACAACUACAAAUAUGUACCAGCCAACUGUGUCACCUCCCCCAUGAACAUAGACAAGAACAUUACACACUUACAGUACUGUGUGUGUAAAGACGACUGUUCAUCGAGCAGCUGCAUGUGUGGCCAGCUGAGCCUACGCUGUUGGUAUGACAAAGAUGGUCGUCUGCUCCCUGAGUUCUGCUGUGAUGAACCACCCCUCAUCUUUGAGUGUAACCAUGCCUGCUCCUGCUGGAGAAACUGCAAGAACCGUGUGGUGCAGAAUGGACUGAGGGUGCGGCUCCAGUUGUUCCGGACCAGACGGAUGGGCUGGGGAGUCAGGACACUGCAGGAAAUUCCCCAGGGGACGUUUGUGUGCGAGUACGUUGGGGAGAUCAUAUCUGAUGCAGAGGCAGAUGUCAGGGAAAACGACUCCUACCUGUUCAACCUAGACAGCAAGGUGGGUGACGUGUACUGCAUUGACUCCCGUUUCUAUGGCAACAUCAGCCGGUUCAUCAACCACAUGUGUGAGCCAAACCUGUUCCCCUGCCGGGUGUUCACGACGCACCAGGACUUGCGCUUUCCCCAUAUCGCCUUCUUUGCCUGCGAGACCAUAAAGGCUGGGGAAGAGCUGGGUUUUGACUACGGCGACCAUUUCUGGGACAUCAAGGGGAAGCACUUCAGCUGUGAGUGUGGCUCUCCCAAGUGCAAGCACUCAGCGGCAGCCAUCGCCAUGCGCCAGGCUGACAGCUCGCCCCAGGAGCAACAGCCUAGUGCCCUCCCUGACACCAGCUCGUCCACCGCUCCUUCCUGAGCCACCCACAUCCUCACCAAUAGGACUUCCAGGCCAGCGGAGAAGCAUCUCCAUUCCUUCCAAAUAGAAACCUCCGGUCCCUGUUGCGCAUGUCCCCAGAUGCCCCACCUUUACCCCCAGGGGAACAAUCACCACGAUUAACCUUCAAGUCCACUAAGACCCACAGUAAACCUGCAGAAACCCCCAUGCUUCAUGUAUCAUACAGCUCUACAAUUACCUUCUUACCAGCACAGACUCUGAACUUUUACUGAAACUCCCCCUCGGUGCAGGACACAUUGGACAGGAAGACAGUCUGAUUGAUUUGUGUCUGAAGUGCCAUGAACAACUUUUAUAGAGAGGAAAACGCACAGCUAUGAGCCUGGCCCUUGUUUUGUUGGUUCCAAUUGUAGUUCUCAAACCUGCUUUGUGCUCUAUCCUAGACAGUUGCAAUCUGGGUAAUGGUGUUUCCCUGCCAUUUUUCUGAAUCAAGUUUGUACUAAGCAACGUUGUUUAUCAUGAAAAACAUUUGCACAGUGUGAAAGGCAUUUGUAGCAUGAGAGUGCCCUUACCCUCUCACCUGAUACCAUAGACAUUUACAAUGUUCAUGCACAAUUUGUUAAUUGAUUUAUUUACCUCAUAUAUUUUGAUUGCAAAGAGGAUAGGAGACUUAAGUCAUUAUCCUAUGUUUUUAAUAGACAACUUUUAUUUUGCAUUUUUACAGGAAAAUUGUGCUAAAAUAAAUAACGGAAAGAGACUUGAAUUGAAACUAUAUUAAAAUAUUCCGAAUUUAAAUCAGAUUUUCUACAUCAAGUUAAGUGUAUAAUAUGCAGGACAUCAAAUAUUAGGUUAUGGAAAGGCCUUUGGAGAAUAAUCAUGUGCACUGAGAACUACCAAUUUGAAUUCGUUAGGAGACUGACCACUCAUCUGGUCUGUUCCUAGGGCUGGAGUUAAGUAGGCAUUGUUCAGUAAAUAGUCUUUUUUGACCACACAGUAGUGACAGAUAUAUCUGUCAUGAAUUUCCUCUACACGUUGAUCUUUUUUCUAUUAACUACGGUUUAUUGAAAACAGUUUUGCCCCCUUUUAGAUUCUAUAUGUUUGCACCUAAUAUUAGAUUGUGUGUUUUACUACAUAAACAUGUAGUUCAACAAUUUCCCUGUAGGUUAAAGUAAUUGCCCCUUAAAUGCAAUUGGGUAGUGAGUUCUUAUGCCUUUAACUGUAAUUAAUGCAAUCAGAAGCUUCCUGUAGUUCUGUCUCUAACAUUACUUUGGAGGUCUUUUGGCUCACUGUUCUGUGCAAAACUACCUUUUACACAGAAAUAUUUGUUAUUAAGUCUGGACAUUGGCUAAACAAUUGUGAAACUUUAAAAUGUUACUUCUCACAAGUAUUUGACUAUGGUGUUGCUGUUUUAUCCCAGUUGGGUGUUUUUUAUGAGAACAGUUGUAAGACGUCUGUAGCAAGUGAGUUACCAAACCAUGAUGCUUCUACAAAAAACGAUUAUUCUGAGGACAUAUAUGUCUAGUUCUGUUAAAAACAUGCAUUUCACCAGAUUAUUGUUAAUUCUAAGCACAUAUUGUCAUUAUCAAAAUAUGUCCUGAUUUGAAAUUAGCUUAUUUUUCAAAAUCCUGAUGUUUCCCCCUGUUAUUAACUUAACACUGUAUAAAUGUCCUGUGGAAACUCCCAUUGGUUUUUAAUAGAUUUUAAUCACCCAUAAAACAUAGUUUACAAUUUUAGUUAAUUGAUUCACUUACUAGUCUUCAGUCUUCAUACACUUUACCCCAUCCAUCCUUUUAAUUUUGAAAAGUCUAAAAAGAUAAAAGUUAAAAAUAUUUUUUAAAUGAUUUGUAAAUUUAGUUUUUUGCUAGUAAUAUACAUUUUUCUAAUUGUGGUAAAAUGCAUUAUAUAUGUUCAAAUAGCAUGGUAUGUAUAAAAUAGCAAUCCUUAUCUCCAUGAUCCAAUACAACAAAAUGUGUAUUUCCCCUUGAGUUCUCCAUUAGCUUACUCUGAUGCAGCUUAAUUCAUGGUUACUUCAAUGAUGGCAAGUCAUCCAAAUUUAUUCCAGCUGCUUCUUGAAUGUGCAGUUCAUGCAAAAAAAAAUAAUAUGUUGCUGUGGGCAGUGGGCCAGUAUUCCUAUAGCAAUUUAACAGGUUGAUCAACAAGUUCCGGAAGCAUUUUGGUUACAGUCAUAGCAUGUACUAGGUGAUGCAACCAGUUAUAAGUAUAAGGGAGCAAUUGCAUUUUAACCCAGGUGAAUUUGGGUUGUGCGUAACUUUUAAAUAAAUGAAAUACAUUGCACAAAUUAUCAUUGUUCACCCAGGUUGCAUUUAAUAUUAGGAUUUUGUUGACAAUAUUCUUUGUCAGAAGUAUGCAAUAACUGAGAAAAUAUGAAGGGGGGCAAAUACUUUUUAAAUCUACUGUUCUCUGCAGGAAAUUGAGGACUAUGUGUAUUUGAGCAUUGGUUUUCAAUUAAAUGGCCCAACAUUAAGGAGGAAUUGAGGAAUAAAGUGCAUAUAUGGUUUUGGUUGGAAGUUAGCGCUUUACAGUUAUGUACCAUAUGUAAAUGUAUUAGCAUACUCUACCUGCAAAAUAAAAAAGGUGGAUAUUC